Messenger RNA from Lactuca saligna, 987 nucleotides. Lineage: Eukaryota; Viridiplantae; Streptophyta; Magnoliopsida; Asterales; Asteraceae. The record is from the annotation of a GenBank genome assembly.
AUGUUAUGGCAUUCACAAGGUCCAAAUCAAAGAAACAACAAGAGACUAAACACUGGUAACAAAAGAUAUUCUAGUUAUGAAGCUUCAGAUCUUAGGAGGUUUACAGUGGAAGCUACGACCAGUGACAUCCAGGUUGGUGGAGUUACCCCAAAGAAGGGUGGAACGGAGCAUUUAGGGCUCCCUGCUUUCAUCUCAGUUGCAGAUGAAAAAGCUGAAACCAAGGCUAAUGCAUCUGUAUAUGUGCCUCCACCAUUUGCUGCAGCAGCAAUCAUGGAAGCAGUAGAGGCUAAACUGGAUUUGAUUGUUUGCAUUACAGAAGGAAUUCCAGAACAUGACAUGGUUCGUGUAAAUGCUGCUCUUCUUAAGCAGUCAAGAACUCGGUUGAUUGGACCAAAUUACCCUGGUAUCAUAAAGCCUGGAGAAUGCAAGAUUGGAAUCAUGCUUGGUUACAUUCAUAAACCAGGGCGUAUUGGAAUUGUAUCUCGAUCUGGCACACUAACUUAUGAAGCAGACAAUGGAAGUGCUCAUGUAUAUGUUGUUGGAGCUCGUGGUGCUGCUGGUUUGGUGUUAACUGUUGGAAGAGAAGUAUUUGAGGAGUCAGGACGAUCACUUGUUCGUGGAACAUUAGAUCAUCUACAAGGUCUCAAGAUGCUUGGAGUCAAGAGAAUUGAACGUGUUCUUCCAAUAGGCACUCCAUUAAUUGUUUUUGGUGAGCGUUCUUCAAAACCAAGCUUGCAGCAUGUUGGUGAUAUAGAAGUGGUUAUUGGUGUGAUUGAGAACCAAGGGCAAACUGGUAAUUUUGUCACUGAGAGUCAAGAAGAUAGUGAUGUUAAUCUUUCUCAUCCUUCUCUUUCGUGUAAUGCAGUUGUUUAUUAUGGAUUUGAAGCUUCUAGAGAUGAAGUGAUGCAGGUGGGAAAAUCGUCUCCUAAUGAUGAAUUGUGGAUUCCCAAAUUACCCUCCUUCAAGUUAUCAAGUCUUUAUUUGUGA